Phytomonas sp. Hart1 is the source of this 1764-nucleotide messenger RNA. NCBI's taxonomy places the organism in Eukaryota, Euglenozoa, Kinetoplastea, Trypanosomatida, Trypanosomatidae. The record is from the annotation of a GenBank genome assembly.
AUGGAGCAAAUUGAAUCUGUAAAGAAGAUGAUUGAAAAUCUUCGUUCUGAAGAUGCAGAACUUCGCCUCAGUAGUAUGCGUGGUAUCCAUCUCAUCGCUGCGACUCUUGGACCGGAACGAACCCGUGACGAGCUUCUUCUCUAUUUGACAGAUUACCUAGACGACAACGAUGAUGUUCUGCGAGUGUUUGCAAACGCUCUUGGGACCAUGCUUCCUGAGGUUGGUGGAGUGACUUACAUCACUUCUCUUCUCAACCCACUUGAGAUACUUUGUAGUUUAGACGAAGUUACUGUGCGUGAUGAGAUUAUUGCAUCAUUGGAACAUAUUGGUGAGAGUAUUUUUCGUGGCACAAACAGCAAAGCUCGGAUGGCUGACAAGGCGCGUAUUGAGUACCUCAAUCUUGUGGAGAGACUCAGCCAAGGAACAUCACAGUGUCGGAGCAUUGUAUGCAGUCUGAUUGCAACGGUCUACCCGAGUGUUUCAUCCAAUGAGCGGGCAAACCUUAUUAAUAUGUUCAAGGCGCUCUGUGCUGACGAAGAAAUUAUGGUGCGUCGUGCUGCGUGUGUGGCGAUGGGUGCAAAACUGGCAGGUACUCUUAGCACGAAAACUGUGGUUGACCUCAUCCCCGUUCUAGUUAGUUUUUCCAAGGCCACCAGCGAUGGGGUACGUCUCCAGGUCGUACCGACCUCGGCUGCUGUCCUGAAGGCACUGCCGGAGGUGCAUCACAAUUCGGUUUUGAACCUGAUCAAAGCUCUCGCGGCGGACAACUCUUGGCGGGUGCGCUACAUGACUGCAGAUUCCCUAGGCAGCCUUGCAGCUGCUAUGACGCCGCCUGACGUGGUGAAGUUCGCCAUUCCUAUCUUUCGUUCACUUUGCCAGGACACUGAGCCUGAAAUACGUGCCUCUGCGGUCUUUAACAUGCCGGGAAUGGUCUCGGCGUGUCGUGAUUUAAAUAUAAAAAAGGACGUUCUGAUCACCGGGACUCGCCUCAUAACGGAUGAAAGUAGUCACGUCCGGAUGUGCCUGGCGAGCGCGGUUCUCAAGUCUGUGGCGAACGUGCCGAGGGAGCUGUGGGACGGUAACAUCGUCCCAACUUGCACUAGGCUUCUUAAUGAUACGGAGGCGGAUGUGCGGCUUGCCCUCGUUUCUGGUUUCAGCUCAAUUGGGAACACAUCUGAAGCGAAGGAUCUCGCGCCAAAGCUGGUCCCGGUCAUCAUCUCCCUCGCCUCGGAUCCAAAGUGGCGACUGCGCGAAACCGUUGUCUUGCAGCUACCGUCCGUCAUCAGUGCACUGGGGCCAAACACCGAGGAUAUCUUGGAUGUUUGUAUUGAGCGUUUAACCGACCGAGUAGCCACCAUCCGCGACACUGCGGCGCAGUCCUGCUGCCGCCUAGUAGGAGAAAACGGAUCUAUAUGGGCUAUGCGCACCCUCUUCUCGAGGCUUGAGCCUCUCUCCAAGGAUAAAAACUACCUUCAUCGUGUCUCGCUUUGUCAUUUGUAUGCAGGUCUCGCAGACGUUGCCGUUUUUGACAGUAGCACUUGUGAGGCUGUUGUUUGGCCGAUACUAGUGCAGCUCCGGGACGACCCGGUCGCGAAUGUUCGUCUGAAUGUGUGCCGAGCAGCCCUGGCACUAUAUAAAGCGAAGAAAACUUCUUUGCGAGAGAUCCAUCUUAUUUUGGACAAGCUCAAGACUGAUCCAUCAGAGGAUGUGCGUGAUUUGGUGAAUAGAAUCACAGAAAAUGGCAGGACUCCAAAUAGACUAUAG